Molecule: messenger RNA, 561 nt
Organism: Paraglomus occultum
Lineage: Eukaryota; Fungi; Glomeromycota; Glomeromycetes; Paraglomerales; Paraglomeraceae
Source: the annotation of a GenBank genome assembly
AUGGACGCACUAAAUAAUGUGGACAACGAUUAUGUCAGGCCUGUUACUAACGCCUAUCAAUCAUCUUACCUGGGGAACUUUGAUUUUGGCGACGCCAAUUCUCCUCUAAUCCACCAAUCUCACACUCCAAAUUUCCUUCUUUCCGUCUCCAAUGAUGUCGAUGGGAUGUUCACGAAUACUGUGAAUUAUGACUAUGCAUCAUAUCAGGACAAUCCCUCAGUUCCUCAUUUCUACCCGGAUAACAGUACCGCUGUAAAUGGGCAGUUACGUUCACCGAAUUUCGAUCAAGCCGAAACUCACGCAGACAGCUCUUGUCCGCUCCCAGUACCUUGUCAAACAUUCUGUGAAUCUUAUUCCGAUGUGACAAACGACAAUCCGACAGAUAAUUAUUUUCAACGUCUCGGUGCUAGUACGACUAGCGAUUCAUCUGUCUCUUACAUACUUACGCAAGAGCCCACAAACUUUGGGUACGUUUUUAUGAAAGUAGAGUAUACUCAAUUAGGCAGAAUAGCUGCUGCUGAUGUUGACAAAAUUUUAGCUCUACUCAAAUGUGAGAAAUAA